Messenger RNA from Endocarpon pusillum Z07020, 2091 nucleotides. RefSeq lists its product as uncharacterized. The record is from RefSeq and is a predicted model, not a curated record. Gene Ontology annotation, biological process: regulation of DNA-templated transcription. Gene Ontology annotation, molecular function: DNA-binding transcription factor activity, RNA polymerase II-specific; zinc ion binding. NCBI's taxonomy places the organism in Eukaryota, Fungi, Ascomycota, Eurotiomycetes, Verrucariales, Verrucariaceae. The transcript has 2 exons. The coding region runs from base 1 to 2091 and encodes 696 amino acids.
AUGGAAGUCUCGAGUCUUCUGACCGAUGAUUCGACCUAUCAGACAAGAUCAUCAGAAUUCAACAAACCUGCGUUACAACCUUCCCAGGCCCACCAUAACAGCUUCGGCAGCCAUCGAGCGCAGCUGAAAGACGAGCCAAAGCCAACAAACCUGCAGAGCUCUGUCACAAACAACAAGCCCAUCUAUCCGAAGACAAUGGACGUGAUGAAUCCAGUCAGCCCAACCACGCUGAAGCAGUCAACGGCCACCCCGCCAAAGAAGGUCUCCUUCGAAUUACUGCUCGACGAGACAACGAAGACCAGAGCAAGAAUCCCCAUGCGCGUGGUGAUCAAUCCGCAUGAUACAACAGAUUCAAUCAUUGCGACCGUGAAAAAUUGGUACGGAAUAUACGAAGGCCACGGCGUCAGUUUUGAAGAUACACAUGGGAACACAUUGAUCGCACGCUACGAGAAUGUAAGGCACGAUAUGGUGAUAUACGUACGCAUCAUCCCUGGCCAGCCAUAUCCUUCGUCAGCACCACCAUAUCCACAACAAUAUGGUGCAAUCCUUCCAGAGCCACAACGACGACUGAGCUUAGGUGAGCCCUUUCAAAUGCCUCCACCUCACCCUACCCUGGACCACACUCAGGCGCCUUCUCGUCCUACGUCUCGACUUGCUCGGAAGAGGAGCGCGUCGCCUCCCGAUGCUGGCAGGGGCAGAAGCAUCUCACAGCAGAAAAGAGGUUCUAGAUCGGAGCUCCGGAGCCGUAAUUCGAGCACACAUGGCAGCCACAAUGACGACGUAAUAAAUGGGUAUAGUGACAGUGAUGGCGGGCAAAGCUCCAUAACUGGUUCUCGAAAAGCAAGAAGCGAACAAUUUGUAAGCGCAGAGAUUAGUCUCGAGAACGUUUUGCAAGAUGGGCGAAGAAACAGACCAAAAUUCGACAGCUCUGAAUUACCUCUCUUCGUGCCUCCCCAAGUACCUUUGACGACGUCUCAGUCGUCUAUAUCUCCUCAACGUCGAAUCGGUGGCCAAGCUGCUCCUUCUCCAUUCGCCUUGCCUUCGCAGAAGCUCUUCCAUCACAAUUUUCAGGCCCUACCAUCCCCGCAGGGAUCGAACGAAGAAAGGCGUGCAGCCCGGCAAGACAAUCGCCGUCCGCCACCAUCGACCAAACCACCUCAACAUGGUCAUCGUCUUCGUAAUCGAGGCGGGGCACAAAAUGCUUCGCGCACAAGAGCGGGAAACACUAGUCAGGGGAUCUUGCCUACCCCGGACCCUACUAUUGCAAGCUGCAUUUCCGAUGAAGACGUGGCUCGCCAAUUGAUCGCCCUCGGUGAUGCUUCCAACUUCUCCCUCGGCCGUACCUCCGCUUCUACUCUGGAUGAUGCUUUCAGUGGAGUAGCUGAUGUCGCGUCCUCGACCGGUGCCACUAGCGACAGUGAUGAGUAUAGCGACCAUGACAUGGACCUGCCCAAACCACGUCGAGCAAGGACUUACAGCACCGAUGAUGGUGCAGAUGACGACUAUCACCAUGAUAAAAUUAUCAAGAGCGAGGAGUUUGAUGUCAGCGACGGUCCGCCAAAAGCCAAGAAGAUCAAAACGAAGAUAUUCGAUGGUUCCUCACAGGGUAUCAGACCGAAAUCGAGUAUUGCCCGAUCGGGACCCACUGCGAAGAGUCGGCCAAAUCCUUUGCCGAAAACAUCCAAGUCUCCAGCGAAUCCUGUUCUGAUGAAGGCCCCUACUGCUCCGGCCGGCAGCCCUGUGCGAAAAACUUCCGCCUCGAUGCUCAACUUCCAACAUCAGCUCGCAGCUGACGAAGAAGAUUUGUCUUCCAAGCCUCGAUGCCAACGGUGCCGAAAAAGCAAGAAAGGAUGUGACCGGCAGCGCCCCUGCCAGCGAUGUAAAGAUGCCGGCAUUGGAGUCGAAGGCUGCAUUAGUGAGGACGAAGGCAAUGGUAGGAAGGGACGGUACGGACGUCACAUGGGUGUGGUUGUCAAGAAAUCCGCUGAAGAACUGGCCGAGGAGGAUAGAUCUCGAACUGCCGGAGCUGUCGCACACGGCCAAGCCAGUGCUGAAGUAAGUUCUGACAAAAGCAAGAAGAGGAAGAGAUGA